Molecule: messenger RNA, 1570 nt
Organism: Aaosphaeria arxii CBS 175.79
Lineage: Eukaryota; Fungi; Ascomycota; Dothideomycetes; Pleosporales
Exons: 1
Coding region: 260-1330 (356 amino acids)
Source: RefSeq, a predicted model, not a curated record
UAGAACGCUUGGAAUACAGUUUUGUACUCGAAAUUUUACUUUGAGUUAAGGUUGGAUCUAAACAACAGCUUGAAUGGAAUAUAUAAAUGAGGACGAUCAUGUCCAAAGAAUUGCUCACCACCAACCCACAACAGUCUUUCUUUCCUUUCCUACAUUCUUUCGCUUUCAUUUGCUUUGUUUCUUACUAGAUCUUUGAAUCUAUUCACUUUCGUUCACGCCGAAUUCAAUCACCCUCACUUGCUUUCAUCUCCAUAUCAAGAUGCAUUCCAGCCAGCUCUUCCUCUCCUUAGCUGCAGUAGCUAUCAACACUGUCACUGCCGACUCCGCCAACCCCGUUGGAUACCCUACAGACACCAGCGAGACUCGUUGCGAUGGCCUGGUCCGACCAACUUGGGCCGACUGCCAUCGACUUCGCGACGGUCUCGUCAAGAGUGGCUCCGAAGUCCCCGCUGGGCCAGGCUAUCUAGCCGGAAAGGUCGUCUCAGACGGAAAAUGCCAGUUGCGCCAUGUGAUGUGCGAACAGAGCAGCGCGACCUUCACAACUCCGGCCAACAAAAUGGGGGAUUUCAUCAACCUGAUCGAGAGGACCUGCGUGAUUGGCGACGACCUCGUCUCCGGUGGCGCUCAUCGUUACGGCCAGGCUUGCAUCAUCAUCGAGGACCCAAACAACAAGUACUCCAAGAGGGACGGGGACGACACCCUAGAGUUCUUCACUACCGAUGGGACCUUCGACGACCAGGGAAGGCCAAACCUGACCCCCGCCACUAGGGAAGACGUCUUCCUGAAGGAGCCCAUCGCCACCAAUAACGAGAAGAAGGAAAGCCGCGCCGCAGUCCCAUUCGGAGACAGCCUCAAGUCCCGCCAGUGCAACCCGCCCAGCGACCCAUGCGGCACCUACACCGAGCUCACCUUCAUCAAGAACUUCCGCGGCUCCGCCCACAAGGUCUGCAACGACGUCCUGCCCAACGGCGCCAUGUGCGCGGAGGCCAACACCCAGACGAUCACCGAGGAGACAAGCAUGGCCACCACACUCCAGGCAAACAUUGCGGAGGUCAUCACUGUCGGCGGCACUUUCACCCAGUCGUCCGGCAAGCAGAACAGUGAGACUCUGACCACCACCAUCGUCGUCAAGGAUUGCCCCAGUGGUAAGGGAUACGUCGUCUGGUACCCUUACUUCGAGGUCAGCAGGGGCAAGUGCGGUCAGGGCAAGACCGGCAGCUGCGAUGGCACUUGCUACGCUGAGAUCAAGGACGUCGACUGCGAGUUGAGGAGGCCUAUCCAGCCUGGCCAUGGUGUGUUGACUGGUGAGUAUGGUGUCCAGUGCAUCUAGAUUGGCGCGAGGGACUCGGACGAUGGGAACUGUUUGGAAGUCAUAGCGGGAGGUGUUUGGAUUCUGGUCUUCUGUCUUGGGUGUUCCCUUUGUUUCAAAAACGCCAUGCCGUUCGUUUUGUCUUUUGUUUGAUCAUUUGCUGUUUUAUCAAGUCUGUCUGUUUGUAUGCUUAGCUGUUAGAAGUAGAUGUACUUUAGGGGAGGAAAAAGCGCCAGUAAAAUGUAUGCCUUUCAAGCCUUA